AACACCACUACAUAACUCUUCGCCCUUGCGGUCAACAGCGUUACGAGUGGAAUUUUGUUUGUGUCAUUCUCGGACCUUACACUAUUUUGAUCGACUUCCCUUAAUAAUGGAGAAGUUAAAGCAACAUUUUGGUAAAAUCCGAGUUCCUAGAGCAGGGGACAAAGUGUACAAAGACGAAUGUAUGUUUUGCUUUGACACGCCGGAAAGUGAAACUGGCCUGUAUAUUUGUCUCAACACUUUUAGAGGAUGGAGCAAAGAACAUGUAGUGAGAUACUCGGAGAAAACAGGAAACUGUGUCUUCUUGCAUCAGAAACGGAUAAAGAAGUUUCUCCCACCAGAGAAAGAACUGGAGCCUGAAAAGAAGAUAGCACGGCUAGCCAUUGGCAUAGAAGGUGGAUUCAAUCCAGAUGCAAACAAAAAGAUAUAUGAAUAUGAGGAAACUAACUCUGUUGUAAUAUUGCCCAACUUUGAUGUCAUAUCAUUUCCUAAUACAGAUCUUCCAGAAAUUAUUCGGCAGUCUGUUGAAGGUAUUUUAAAAGCAGAGUCUGCUUUGCACCUGGCUGAAGUAGAAGCUGCAGCAGGGGCAUGGGAUGGAGAAGUAAGACCAGUAACAAAACAUGCUGACACACUUCAGCAACUUGAUAAUGGAGUGAAAGUUCCACCAAGAGGAUGGAAAUGCGAAGAGUGUGAUAAAACUGACAAUUUAUGGCUAAAUCUUACUGAUGGAAGGAUUCUCUGUGGACGGAGACAGUUAGCUGGGUCUGGGGGUAAUAAUCAUGCUGUUGAGCAUUACUACAAGACAAAGUAUCCCUUGGCUGUGAAGUUAGGUACCAUCACCCAAGAUGGUAAUGCUGAUGUCUACAGUUAUGAUGAAGAUGAUAUGGUCAUAGAUCCUAACCUUGUUAAACAUUUAGCUCAUUUUGGAAUCAACGUCAAAGUUAUGGAGAAGACUGAAAAGACUAUGCUUGAGCUUGAAAUUGACUGCAACCAGAGAGCAUGGGAAUGGUCACGAUUGACUGAAUCAGGCAAUAAACUCGCCCCAAAAUAUGGUCCUGGUUAUACAGGUCUAAAAAAUCUGGGUAAUUCCUGCUACAUUAAUUCAGUUAUGCAAGUGUUGUUCACAGUACCCAGUUUUUUGGAAAGAUAUAGUCUAAAUGGACCAAGAAUAUUAGACAGCUAUAAUAACAGCAAUGUUGCUGAAGACUUCAAUGUACAAAUGUCCAAGCUAGCACAUGGAUUACUCUCAGGAAGAUAUUCUGCUCCACCAGCCACAUCUACUGGAGAUGAAGAUGUUGAUGAUUUACAGCCAGGUAUAUCCCCAUUGAUGUUCCGAACAUUAGUAGGGAAAGGUCAUGCAGAAUUUUCAACAAAAAAACAGCAAGAUGCAAUGGAAUUCUUGGAGCACAUUUUGAAGUUAUGUUCGUGUAAUUCUGCUGGUGCUGUUGAUCCAGGAAAUUGUUUGAAGUUUGAGGUAGAAGACAAAUUCAUAUGCGGUGAAAGUGGGAAAGUUCGUUAUGUUACUCGGCCAGACCAGUACUUACCUCUCCCAGUUCCAAUGGAAGAAGCCAUCAACAAGGAAGAAGUUGCUGCAUACCAAGCACAGAAAGCAGAGGCACAGGCAUCCCAAAAAGUUUUACCACCAGAUGAACAGGUGAGAGCAAAGAUUCCAUUUGAUGUUUGCUUGUCAAAACUGGUAGCUCCAGAGGAAAUUCUUGCCUUUAGUUCUGCAGCAGGGAAAGAAGUUAGAAUGCAGAAGAUCACUCGUCUCCGUACCUUCCCUGAUUAUUUGUUUAUACAGCUUGUGAAAUUUGGCAUUGGACAGGAUUGGGUACCAAUGAAGUAUGAUGUUUCAAUUAACAUGCCUGAGGUUUUAGACUUGACAAUCUUGAAGGGAUUUGGACUCCAGGCAGGAGAAGAAGAACUACCAGAAACACCAGCAGCAGGACCAAAACCAAAAGAACCAGAAAUAGACACAGCUGUAGUGCAGCAAUUGACAGAAAUGGGAUUCCCCUGGGAAGCGUGUAGAAAAGCUGUCCAUUUCACUGGAAAUACAGGAUCUGAGACAGCUAUGAAUUGGAUCAUGGAACACAUGGGAGAUCCAGACUUUGGUGAGCCUCUUGUUUUGGAGAGCAAGUCUACAGGGAGUAGUGAUUUCACACCAAAUGAAGAAGGGUUGAAAAUGCUGAUGUCUAUGGGUUUCAAUAAGGAACAAGCCUCCCUUGCUUUGAAGGAAACCAGCAAUAAUUUGGAAAGAGCCGCUGACUGGAUAUUUUCUCACCAGCACGAGCUAGAUGCUCUAUUGGCAGCUCAGGCAGGAGCAUUUGUCCCUCCUCCUCAGAAACCGAAUUAUACAGAUGGUACACCCAAGUAUGAACUGGCGGCAUUUAUCAGUCACAUGGGAACGUCUAUUUUUGUUGGCCACUAUGUGUGUCACAUAAAAAAGGAUGGUGAAUGGACCAUUUUCAAUGACAACAAGGUCUCGAAAUCUGUUAAUCCACCUUUAGAUUUAGGUUAUAUAUAUUUAUACAAGAGAGUAUCGAAUUAGUGCUCAGCUAAUGUCGUGUUGUAAAGAAUGGUGUGAAGUAGAAAAACUUAUUGAAUACCUUUUAUAAAUCAAAAUGAAGUUGUGUGAUUGUGAAACAGUUUGGAUAAAUUCAUAGACAGUUCUCUGGAUGAUAGAAUGUGUGGAACUUUUGAUCAUUACCUCUUGCCUGCGAGUGUGAUCCUUCAGUGUAAAGGGAUAAACUUUAGCAGAAUGGGAAUUAAGAAACUGUGUAAUCAGAUACAUAGAAUUGCGUUGCAUUAAUUAGAGGGUAAUAUUGCCACGUUUCACCAUUUGAAUUUCUCUGCAGGGAUGAACACUGCAUAGAAUCACAACGUCUUGAGACACUUUUCUUUAUUCAGCUUAUCUCUUAGGAAUUAGGAGCUUUUGGGACCAUCUUAAAUUAUUGUUUUUCUCUUUGUUUGUCAAGGGUUUCCUGUAAUCUAGUACCAGAAGACUUAUGCAAUCAGAUCAUUAAUAUGUUUACAAAGAGGCCUUAUAUGUUCUGUAUGAAUAUGCAACUGUAAUAAAUAUCUGGUCUCUGGACUGCAAAAAUCUCUACCCAGAAAACUUUUUGUGUUUUGAGUAAGUUAUCUUAAGUAUAGAAACUGUGUUGGAACCACCUUUGUUAAUAAAUUGAAAUUUGUCUUCAGUGCUGGGAGUUGGAUUCUUGGUUAAGUGGUAACAAGGGUUUGAAUCAAACCCAUUAUGAAUUCACUUUGCCGUAAUUUAUUGUUGUGUGUAUAUAUGACUUCAGCCAAAGUGGCCAAUAGCAUAGAUGACAUAGUGCAGUGAAUUAGUCUGGCAUUAAUUUCAUAAGGCUUUGUAGAGUGACUUAAAACUUGAGCUUGUUCAUAGCCUAAAGCCUUUUACAUUUUAGCCUUGCCAGAUAAGUUUGUUAAUUAAAAGAAUUUGCUUUUGAAGUUCUAGCAAGACUGAAUCCAAUUUAUUGUUAACACUUAUACAACCACUAAUUAAUCUACAGUAUUUAUAAGGCUGAGACACAUAGCAUUUCCUGAAUCUUUCUGGUGACCCCAAUGAGAUUCUAAAAGUGUGAUUCAGUGGUCUCGAUUUACAAUAAUUCAUAAUUUACUAGCUGAGAUAAAUGUUGCGUGGGUGACUGGUAGACAUGUCUUUUUCUUUCUAAUAUAACUUGACAAGCUGCUCAUUUUUAUAGUUUCCAUCUAAAUUUAGCCUUGCUAAGUGUUGAAUGCUAGUACACUUUCUCACAACAUAUUUUUUAAAUAAUUGAGCACUGUAGUUUGUACACUAACUUGAGUCACAUAAGGAAAUUGUGAAAUAUAUCUGCUGUGUCACUUUAUGUUUGGUUUUGAUGGAGCAUUUUGGAUAUUAAAGUGUACUAACCAUAGCACAGUCGUGGAUUUUAUAAAGUUCAGAAUUCAUUAGUGAAAAAUGUUUUUCUAUCACAUGUAUAUAUAUACAAGUAUACAUAGUUGAAGUGUGAUGUACUAUACCUUUAACCUCAGUGAAAUGUACCUGAGUUCAGAGUAGUAUUCUAUGAAUUGAUAUUCAAGUGGCAUAAAUUUAUUUAAUAUUUACCAGUAACAAAGUUUUAGUUCUCUCGAUUAGUGUUGUUGAUGAUAAUGGAAGGUAAACAAUUGUGCAGCUCUGUUUGAAAAAUUCCAUUAACAGGAACAGUGUUUGUGAAAGAAUGGUAUUACAGUAUAACAAAAUGCCCAAUGACCUGAGGCCCUAGUCUUUUUCUUGUAUUAGGAAAACCUUCCUCUGCAGAAGACACCAAUCUCUUUCAGAUGGUUGGGGAAGGAAAUAGACCAAAUUCCCUUAUACUGUAGAAAGAACCAUUCACGGAUAGGAAGCAAAAGUUGACAAUAUACUGACAUAUUUCCUCA
This is a messenger RNA of Macrobrachium nipponense, 4413 nucleotides long. It is a transcript of the gene Usp5, whose product is annotated as ubiquitin carboxyl-terminal hydrolase 5-like. The record is from RefSeq and is a predicted model, not a curated record. Gene Ontology annotation, biological process: protein deubiquitination. Gene Ontology annotation, molecular function: protein binding; zinc ion binding; cysteine-type deubiquitinase activity. Bases 107 to 2545 code for a protein of 812 amino acids. The transcript is spliced from 15 exons. Lineage: Eukaryota; Metazoa; Arthropoda; Malacostraca; Decapoda; Palaemonidae.